Molecule: messenger RNA, 1101 nt
Organism: Lactuca saligna
Lineage: Eukaryota; Viridiplantae; Streptophyta; Magnoliopsida; Asterales; Asteraceae
Source: the annotation of a GenBank genome assembly
AUGCAAAACUCAAAAGAUUUUUCGUAUCAACACCCCCACCAAUCACUCAUAAGUCAUAACGCACCUGCUUCGACUUCAUUUCUUAGCCAACAGAGCAUUGUGAACUAUGGGUACGAACCCUCCGCAGACGAAGACGAAGAUAGCUAUGAGAAAUCGGACACUGAAAGAGCGGUUCCGGUGGAGAUUUUUCGUCGGAGAAACAGGGGAAAACGCCGAUUGAAGAAAAAUGGUUGUAAUUUACAGGAUCCGUUAGUAGUAUGUGGUUGCGAUAUCAUGUUAACGAUAUUGAGUUUUCUCGACGCACACAGUGUGGCUUCAUCACUUGCUGUUUCACGUAGAUGGCGUAGAGUCGCUUGCAGUGAUACCAUUUGGUCUGAAAAGAUCAACAAGCUAUGGGCUGACAAAGCUCAUCUACCUCGUUUUGCCCUAGUUGAGGGGUUGUCAAAGCUGAAUGCUUACACCUUAUCCAUUCAGGAUGGCAAACGGGUAAGUCUCUUUAAUAUAUGUGGUCGUAGAGUGUGGCGAAAUUUGGAUCCAUAUUGGAGAGGAACAAGGCAACCAAUGCAUCGCUACUUCCAUGACGAUGGAAGCCAAACUGCGGAUGUUGAUGAUAGGGUAUGGGGAGGCAAUGAAUGUUGUUACUCCAUUGUUGCAAGCUUCUUAGCAGAUGGAAAUAUUAGGAAACAUUAUGUAAGUGUCAACAGUUGGCCAAGAUUGUCUAUAUCAAGGAGGCAUGAUUGGGGUUGGGAAAUGUCAAAUCGCUUCUAUUUCUACUCGAGUGUUCCCGAUGCUUAUAAGCCAGAACAACCAAUAAUCCUUUUCCUUUCUUGCCUUUUAUCUAUCGCCAUCUCCUACGCCGCCACCACCGCCCUUCCUUCCUCUCGCCUUUUCACGGUUGCUUACAUCUCCCACUUGGUCGAUUGCAUCUUGAAUUGUUGUUUUAGCGAGCCUCAAUUACUAUCUCUUUGCUUCCAUGGAUUUGUUUCAGAGGUCAAUAGUAACACAAGAAUAGGGGAUCAAUAUGAAAGGGUCAAUGGUGGUGAUAGGGUGAAAGAUGGUGGAAAGGAAGGUGGUGUAGGAUCUUCGAUGAUGGCUGUAUAG